Onychostoma macrolepis is the source of this 3641-nucleotide messenger RNA. It is a transcript of the gene mlh1, whose product is annotated as mutL homolog 1, colon cancer, nonpolyposis type 2 (E. coli). Gene Ontology annotation, biological process: mismatch repair. Gene Ontology annotation, molecular function: ATP binding; ATP hydrolysis activity; ATP-dependent DNA damage sensor activity. The record is from RefSeq and is a predicted model, not a curated record. The transcript is spliced from 20 exons. The coding region runs from base 154 to 2325 and encodes 723 amino acids. NCBI's taxonomy places the organism in Eukaryota, Metazoa, Chordata, Actinopteri, Cypriniformes, Cyprinidae. Gene Ontology annotation, cellular component: MutLalpha complex.
CACCGCUUUGGAUCGGACUACUACACUCCAGGCAUGACGUCGCCGGAUACAGUUCUUCCACCAGCCAAUCACAGCACUCGGGAGGCGGGCGCUCGCCAUUCGCGCCUGAAGUUUAGCGGGUGUCGCGUGAGACUGAAUGAGUGAGAGUUGAUCAUGGCGGGAGUCAUCCGCAGACUCGAUGAGACUGUAGUGAACCGCAUCGCAGCAGGAGAGAUUAUCCAGCGGCCUGCCAAUGCUAUCAAAGAGAUGAUGGAGAACUGUUUGGAUGCAAAGGCCACAAAUAUCCAGAUAACAGUGAAAGAGGGCGGACUGAAGCUCAUCCUCAUUCAGGACAAUGGCACUGGCAUCAGGAAAGAUGAUAUGGAAAUAGUCUGUGAGCGUUUUACAACCAGCAAGCUUCAGUCUUUUGAGGACUUGUCAUCGAUCGCAACAUAUGGAUUCAGAGGGGAGGCUCUCGCCAGUGUAAGUCAUGUAGCCCAUGUCACAAUCACCACAAAAACAGCCGAUGCAAAAUGUGCCUACAGAGCCAGUUACUGUGAUGGGAAGCUGAAAGCUCCACCUAAACCCUGUGCUGGAAACCAAGGGACGUUGAUUUCUGUAGAAGAUCUGUUCUAUAAUGUGUCAACCCGACGGAAAGCCCUGAAGAGCCCCAGCGAGGAAUAUUCUAGAAUCAUUGAGGUUGUGAGCAGAUACGCCAUUCACAACUCUGGGAACAGUUUUUCUGUCAAGAAGCAAGGUGAGAUGGUUGCAGAUGUGAAGACCCUUCAGAACGCCUCUGUGCUGGACAACAUUCGUGUUGUGUUUGGUGUAGCUGUUAGCAGGGAGCUGAUUGAAGUUGAGUGUGAAGAUCAGAAACUCGCUUUUAAAAUGAAGGGCUACAUCUCCAAUGCCAACUACUCUGUCAAGAAAUGCAUCCUUAUCCUUUUUAUCAACCAUCGCUUGGUGGAAUCUAAUGCCUUGAAGAAAGCAAUUGAGACUGUCUACACUGCUUAUCUUCCCAAAAACACUCAUCCUUUUCUUUAUCUUAGUUUAGAGAUUGCCCCUCAAAACAUCGACGUGAACGUUCACCCCACCAAGCACGAGGUGCACUUCCUGCAUGAGGACAGCAUCAUCGAGAGCAUUCAGAAACACAUAGAGAGUAAACUGCUCGGCUCUAACUCCUCACGCACAUACUUCACGCAGACUCUGCUUCCAGGACUUUCGGCGUCCACCAGCGUGACAAAAGCCUCUAGUUCCUCAGCAGAUUCCCAGGAGCGCGUAUACGCCCAUCAGAUGGUCCGCACUGACAGCAAAGUCCAGAAGCUGGAUGCAUUUCUCCAGCCAUCAGCCUCAUCCUCUGCUGCUCAGAGCAGGUCAGAUAAAGCCUCCAGCUCUUCCACUGCUGCUCAGGGUUCAGCCGAACCAGACGACUCGGAGCUGCUGACUGCUCUGGAUGUUCUGGAGCCGUGUGAUGCAGAGGAUCCACAGACAGACAGUCAACCUCCUCCUGAUGAAGCACCACCAAGGAAAAGGCCUCACGUUGAGGAGGUGAAGGAGGAUUUGACAGCCGCCUCUCUACCCAGGAGACGCGUCAUUAAACUGAGCAGCAUAAAGGAGCUCCGAGAAGAUAUUGAGCAGCAAACUCACAAAGGUUUACAGGAUCUUCUCCAGAAUCACUCAUUUGUAGGUUCAGUCAAUCCUCAGUGGACUCUAGUGCAGCACCAGACCAAACUCUACCUGCUCAAUACAACCAAACUCAGCCAGGCGCUGUUUUAUCAAAUUUUGAUCUAUGAUUUUGGUAACUUCGGGGUUCUUCGAUUGUCGAAUCCAGCUCCACUCUAUGAUUUGGCCAUGUUGGCUCUGGAUUCGGAGGAGAGUGGGUGGACGGAGGAAGACGGUCCAAAAGAAGGACUGGCCCAGUAUAUCGUGGAUUUUCUGAAGCAGAAAUCAGAAAUGCUGGAGGAGUACUUUUCUCUGGAAAUAGAUGAAGAAGGGAACCUGACUGGUCUGCCAAUGCUGCUUGAUAAUUACACUCCUGCUAUGGAGGGACUUCCCAUGUUCAUUCUGCGUUUAGCCACAGAGGUGAACUGGGAUCGAGAGAAGGAUUGUUUUCAUGACUUCAGCAUAGAAUGCAGUCACUUCUAUUCCAUAAGGAAACAAUUCACACUGGAGCCGGAUGCAGAAGAGCCGCAGGAUUCAGAGAUGAGCUGGCAGUGGAAGGUGGAGCAUGUGCUGUUCAAAGCGCUACGCACUCUCUUCAGUCCUCCAAAACACUUCAGUGAAGACGGCAGCGUUCUGCAGAUAGCCAGCCUGCCUGAACUCUACAAAGUCUUUGAAAGAUGCUAAAUUUUAGUACUCUGUUGUAUAAUAGUUUUAAUGCUGUACUAUCAAAAAAUGGCUGCUUUUCUACGUGUUUUCUUUGUUAGCCGACUAAAUGAAAAUGACUGACAGUGAUAAACAGCCUGUCACAUUAUUUCAGGUGACCAGCUAACAUUAAACUAAGAUGUACAGAUAUUUGAACUGCAAAUGAUUAAAAAAGACUGCAUUUUGAAAUAAACAACCAUUUUCAUUACUGUCUACUGAUGGAACUGACUUUAAUACCAUAAUGCACUUACACACAUGCAUCUGGCAGAUGAUUUUAUCUAAAGCUAACUGGAUAAAUCCAAAAGUGUGAUUUAGAUGCCAAAUAAAACACAUCAAGUACAUCAUGUCAAAAUAACUUUUAAAGUGAAGCGUGUCAUUUUGCACCACUAACAGCACCAAAAAAAGAAAAGAAAAAGGAAUAGUUCUGCAGUGAAUGGGUGCCGUUAGAAUAAGAGUUCAAACAUUUGAUGAAAACAUCACAAUAAUCCACAAGUAAUCCAUACAACUCUAGUCCAUCAAUUGAUGUUGGAAAUGCUGUGUGAAUACAUGUAAUGCUACAUUUCUUCAAAUCUGUUCAAAUGAAGAAACAAACUCGUCUACAUCUUGAAUGGCCUGAGGAAAUUUUCAUUUUUAGGUGACUAUUCCUUUAAUGUUAAACAUGCAAUAUCAUGUCAUGUAUAAAAUCAACAUAAUACUGUUUAUCAUUGCAUAAUGUUAUUUCAUUUCAAUUAAUUGUAGUAUGCACUAAAGGCUGUUUUUACAUGCAUGUGGCCAUUCGUUUAGCCAGUGCUGUUAUGUUGGGCUGCAUCACACAGAUUGCAAUUCUGGGUAACACUCUUAUUUUGAUAGUUCACUUUAGACAUUCUACUAACAGUAAGUAACUUUGCAACUACAUGUCAACUAGCAGUCAUUAGAGUAUUAGUAGACUGUCUGCUUAAUAUCUACUAACACUUUAUUUUGAUGGGUCCACAACAUACUGAGUAUGAGAAACUUUGAGAGAGGUCAGUUUGUAAAUCGUGUAGUUUAUUUACAGUAUACUUUGCAGCUGCUUUAGUCACAAUCACUGUGCGCAUGAAGUGUCAGACAAUUGGUUUCUAGUGUGAUUAAAAAGUUACACCAAACCUGAAUACAACAGCAUUGUGAAAGGCAUCAAGUGGCAUUUGGGACUUGAAAUCUGAAGAUGUCACAGUAGAAACAUCGGUCUCUUACUGGGAGUUAAAAUCAUUAUAUUUAGUGUAAAAUUGAUGUAGUCCAUUGUGACAAAGCACUUCAAAAAAAAAAAAAAAACACUAACAAAA